Molecule: messenger RNA, 2965 nt
Organism: Cicer arietinum (chickpea)
Lineage: Eukaryota; Viridiplantae; Streptophyta; Magnoliopsida; Fabales; Fabaceae
Product: BTB/POZ domain-containing protein At1g63850
Molecular function (GO): protein binding
Source: RefSeq, a predicted model, not a curated record
CAGCUAUUAAAUGCUUCAUAUUCUUAUAAAAAAAAGCUAUUAAAUGCUUCUAUCGGCCACACUUGGCAGUUUCUAUGUCUAUUUUAUCUGACACACACAUACACGUCUCGAUUCUACCGCCAUUUAUUAAUCCCUGCGUGCAUUCACAGACUCACACACACACACUCUCUCUCUCUCUCUCUCUCUGUUAAAAGAAGCACAAAACGACAACUACCUCUAAAAUCCUUAGAUACAUGGCAGCGACAACUACAACAACAUCAACAUCAACUUCUUCUCUCAAACCUCAAAAUCUAAAAAACCAACCCACCAAGCCCAAACGACGCAAGUGUCGCGAAACGACCAUCUCUACUAACGCUUCUCCCAAUCACAACGACUCUUCUUCUUCUUCUUCUUCCAAAACCCGAACCCACCAACCCGAACCCGAUUCUCAAUUACCCGAAUCACCUUCAACUUACACCGUUCGUUACUCUCCCGGUAGAUUUUCCCCAAUCAUGGACUUCACACACUCCUCUUCACCAAUUUCAAACGGGCAUUCGGGUCAGGACCCGUUUCCAUCAAGUUUCUCCAAAUUCAAUUCUGCACUCACCGCCGGUCUUCUCAAUCCAAUGUCGCCUCCGCCGGACAAAUCCCGAUCGAGUCCAACUCUCUUCGAAAUGAUGGUUAACGAACCCGAUAUUCAACAAAGAACAAAUCAGAUCCCAAUCAACAACAACAACAACAUUUCAACUUCUUCGGUUCAAAAACCCCAAAUUAUAGUGCAAGAUCGAGAAACCCUAAUGAUGCAUCGAAUUUCUGAAUUGUUAGCUUCUCGUAGUCCUGGUAACCACUUCAACGAUCCAUCUUCGAGUGAUAUUAAGCUUACACUGAGUUCCAAAGAUGGAUUCAGUGUUUCCAUGAAUGUUCAUCGUCAGAUUCUUGUUGCACAUAGUAGAUUCUUCUCCGUCAAGCUCUCUGAUCGGUGGACUCAGCAGCAGCAACGAACGGCGUUGCCUUAUCUUGUUGAGAUUGCUGAUUGUGAUGAUGUUGAGAUUUAUGUGGAGACCUUGAGGUUGAUGUAUUGUAAGGAUCUUAGGAAGAAGCUUAUGAGAGAGGAUGUUUCUAGAGUUUUGGGUAUCUUAAAGGUUUCGGCUGCAAUUGGAUUUGAUGCUGGAGUUUUAUCUUGUUUGGAAUACUUGGAAGCGGCACCAUGGGCGGAGGAUGAAGAAGAGAAGGUGGCAUCGCUUUUGUCUGAACUUCGUCUUGAAGCUGUUGGAGCUGGGGAGGUUUUGAAGAGGGUUUCCACUGAAGUUGCCAAUGGAAAUGAAGAUGGGAAUGAUAAUGAAGAAGUCCUGCUUAAACUUAUUCGUGUGGUUCUUGAAGGCAAAGAUGAAAAGGCCAGGCGAGAGAUGAAAGGGUUGGUUUCAAAGAUGCUCCAUGAAAACUCUUCCCAGAAUGAUCUUCGAAAGGAGUCAUUAUAUUCGGCAUGUGAUGACUGUAUGCAGUUACUUCGUCACCACUUUUUGCGGGCUGCGUCUUCGGACCUUCAGAAUGUGAGUCAAAUUGCACGUCAAGCAGAUAAUUUGCAUUGGAUUUUGGAUAUUUUGAUUGAUAGACAGAUUGCUGAGGAUUUCCUGAAAACAUGGGCAUCUGAAUCAGAAUUAUCUGAAGAACAUUCUAAGGUGCCUGCAGUUCACAGGUUUGAGGUUAGCCGAGUUACCGCUAGAUUGUUUGUUGGGAUUGGGAAGGGACAAUUGUUGGCUUCUAAAGACGCCAGGUGUUUACUUCUAAAAACAUGGCUGGUACCGUUUUAUGAUGAUUUUGGUUGGAUGAGGAGGGCAUCGAAGGGCCUUGAUAGGCAUCUAAUCGAGGAUGGUCUUAGUAACACUAUUCUCACUCUACCACUCUCCUGGCAACAGGAAAUUUUGCUUGCUUGGUUUAAUCGUUUCUUGAAUUCCGGUGAAGAUUGCCCAAAUAUUCAAAGAGGGUUUGAAGUUUGGUGGAGAAGGGCUUUCUGGAAGAGGAAUGGAGAACAAGACCGGACAAGACAAUUACGAAUUACGACUGCAUCAAUUGAGCACCCUUGAAGAUGAUAUUGUUCCAGGGAGGAGGAAAUGGCAGCACUAUAUAUUCGGUAUACCACGCCUUAGUUUUAUGUGAUAACUAAGUUCCACUAAUCUUUACACCUAUUGUCCUAUUCAGGCUUUUGAUUAAGCAUAUAUUCCUUUAUAACACUAUGGAGCAUUGAGCUUACAUUUGUCGGGUCCUGCUAGAUAAAUUUAUUCAGAGUGUGUUUUCUUCCAGAAAAUAUCUUAGUUGGUGCCAAACUAAUUUGUUUUAGCAAUCUAUGUUACCUUGGAAAAAGAAAUCAAUCCUAGUGUUUGUCUUCCUGUCAGUAGUUUCAUUGAUGAAAGAAAUAUAAGUUUCCAACCAUUUAUUGUUAACUACUGGACCAAGAGCUAAGCUAAUUGAAUAGUUUGAAGGUAUUGUACCUUCAAUUGGCAGAGCUACGAUGAGUCACCACAAUUUCAGAAAAAAAACUAUAUUUUGAAGCUUAACAAAGUUACAAUGCUACCAUGAUUUUGCUAAGCUCAACCAAUUCAACCACUAUCUCUAAUUGUUUUUAUAAGAGACAGUUAAGUCAACAAAAAUUUAUGUACAUAUUAUAGAUUAAAUACAUAAAUUUUUGUUGACGUAAUUGUUUCUUAUUAAAAAGACUAAAGAGAGUAUACACUAAGAUGUGCUGAAUUUUAUCUAAUUCUAUAGCCCGUGACAGGUCAAGUUUUAUCUAAUUCUAUUGCCCGUGAUAGGUCAAGUUCAUUGAUUGAGUUAAUAGCAGGUUCAUUUCGAGGCUAAUUUGUUUUUUUUGGUAGUGCAUCAAAUCAAAUGGAAGGCAUUACUAUUUUUGUAGCAAGUCAAUUUAUGUUGAUUAUUUUUGGAAUGGGAUUGAAUUUAUUGAAUAGGUUAUGAUAUGAAUAACUUUGAUGAA